ACCAGUCACCAAUCGACCAUUCGGAGAGGAGUUACAAAACUCCCUUCGAUUGUUUCACCGAACACUGAGAGUGAAUUGUUCACCGCGUCCUGAUUCCUAGCAGGAUAACUUCCGUUCUCUAACAAGCUCCGCAGUUGGUCGGGUGUCCUACCCUAUUCAGGUGUCAAGAUGUAUCAGACUCCGGGCGAUAUGGACCAACUGGCCCAGACUAUCACCACAAACAUCCGCAAAAUAUCCCAGAAUGUGAACUCUAUGCAACAGAUGAUCAUGCAGCUGCAGUCGGCGCCAUCUUCCGACAAUGAGUCGGUGAGGCAACAGCUGCAUCAAAUCCAGAACUACACGCAGCAGCUGGCCAAAGACACCAACAAGUCUCUGAAGGACAUGUCGCUGGGAUCGAAGAACAAAAUACUCAAGGAGCGUCUGGCGAGCGAUUUCGCCGAUGCCUUGAAAGCGUUCCAGAGCGUGCAGCGCAAGGAAGCCGAACAGGAACGCGCGGAGGUCAAGCGGGCGCGAGCUGCUAGUCAGAGAGGAAACCUGAUCGAGCUCUCGGGGCAGUUGCCUCCACCUCCCGGCGGGAGACAACAGCCCCAGGGCGGUUAUCAGCAACAGGCUCUCAUGCUGGAAGAGGAGUCCAAUCUCGAACAGCUCCGUGAGCGUGAAGAGGCCGUCAAGAAUCUAGAGCAGGACAUAAUGGACGUGAAUGGGAUAUUCAAGGAGAUCGCCACGAUGGUACAUGAGCAGGCUGUGGCAGUCGACUCGAUAGAGGCGAACGUCGACAGCGCGACAAUCCGGGUACAAGAGGGCGCGGAACAACUAUCUCAAGCUCGGGUACAGCAAGAACGCGCUCGCAAGAAGAAACUCUGCCUGGCGUUCACCGGUAUCAUAAUUCUGGCUGUCAUCAUUCUGCUGGUUUGGUUAUCGGCUCGUUGAGUUGAUGCCUCCUCCAAGGCACCGACAUCUUACGGCCUGGUUCCGAUGGGUACUCGCUGCGGAAUCUCCUCUCCUCUCCGAGAACCUUCAGAAGCUGGACAAGAGAAAGCUAGACUUGACCGUAAACCAGAGCCAGCUCCAUUAUUUUUAAGUUGAUCGAUGUGGUUCUGCUGUCGGAUCAGACCAUGGGGGGAGUUCAUCGCAAGAUUGUAAAACUGUAAAUAGCUGUCGUCGUCAGCUUCCGGCACCGGAGAUCAAUUAUCAAUCUUAUCAAAUUUCCCUCUGG
Galendromus occidentalis (western predatory mite) is the source of this 1216-nucleotide messenger RNA. Its product is annotated as syntaxin 13. Gene Ontology annotation, biological process: vesicle fusion; vesicle-mediated transport; intracellular protein transport. Lineage: Eukaryota; Metazoa; Arthropoda; Arachnida; Mesostigmata; Phytoseiidae. Gene Ontology annotation, molecular function: SNAP receptor activity; SNARE binding. The transcript has 3 exons. The record is from RefSeq and is a predicted model, not a curated record. The coding region runs from base 169 to 930 and encodes 253 amino acids. Gene Ontology annotation, cellular component: SNARE complex; membrane; synaptic vesicle.